AUGCCAGAUCUAGAGUCGAGAAAAUCAAGCAUGCGUCUGCAGCCGCAACACGCGUAUAGCAACAGCACUGUGCAGAGUACAGAUCUUCCGGCCUAUCCACGCCGCCCACCCGUGCGGGCGUCUACAGCAUGCCAGACAUGUCGUCGAAAGAAAGUGCGCUGUGACGAGGGCCGGCCUGAAUGUAGCUUCUGUACGAAGCAUGGCUUCCGGUGCCAUUAUCGCGCAUCACAAGAACUCCUAAACGAAUCUCAUCUGGCAUCGUUAAGUGAACAGUUGGAGACCCUGCAAACAGCCGUACAUCGCCUUUCCUCCAUAGUAGAGCGUCGCGAACAUACUCCGUCAGCUGGUAAUGAUGAGUCAAUUGUCCAACAAGCUGCUACUCCGAACCAGCUGCGAGAAUCCAUGCUGUAUCCAAGUAGGAAGCCUCCUAAGCGCGACAAUAUCGACAGAGAACAAGGCUUGUCCCCAUCAAUCACUCAGCCGAGUACUGGAAACAGACUUGUGCCGGAUGUUCCCACAUUGCCAGAGAUAUCAGAACUGAUGACGCUAGUGCAAAAGUUUUUCGAUGAAAUGUGUCCCCUAUAUCCGGUUAUAUGUGACGUCGUGGCAAUGGAAAGUGCAUCCGCAAUCGCUUCAAAAGGCUACUACGAGGACAGCAUCGAUGUGUGUCUCACUCUUCUCCUAGUUGCUAUAGGAAAAGAAUCCCAUGAGUGCAAUGGGAACCACGGGCUGGCGGCGUUCCACGCUGCGAUUGCCACACUCUAUCGACUGCAGUUUGAUUUCACUCUGGAGUUUGCCCAGGCGGAGAUCUUGGCUGGCAUUUAUCUCUACCGGAAAUCAAAGGUUCUAGAGGCGUGGAGGCACAUACAUGCAGGCUGUACAAAUCUCUAUGUCAUGACAAAGAGCGACUUCCUUGUCCACCAUCCCGAGCUUCCAAGAUCACCAUUGUCCACAUUGGAAGAUUCGCUGGCACUUCCGCUGGGCUGUGAAGAGUUUGCGACGACUCAUAUGCCAGUGUCGACACGAACGAUUUACACAUUUUUCCUUGCAGAAACCGGUCUGAAGGCGAUCCUGAAGAGAAUGCCAAGUUCUGAGAAGGAGAGCCUCGCAGAAUUUCUUCCCAGCCACAGCCAGAGCAUUGUAAAUAUGAACACGUGUAUCCCGUCUCCAGUAAACGAGGAGCUAGACAGCCAACUGUCAACCUGGCUGGCUGGUGUUCCCUCCUUUCUCGGCUGGUCGCCAAACCCCGGUCUGGGGGAACAGGCAAAAAUCGGCACUCGCCUGAAACUCUUGUAUUGGUUUGCGAGAUUCUCCUUGUAUGGCGAAUUUGCCGGACGCGCUCUGCAUAGCCAUGGUGGCGUCUGCAUUACGAUGCAAGCCUGGAACGCCGUGCAGGACACCGUGUUUGCAGCCCAAAAUAUGGUGCAGGCCUUUGUUUCAGAGAAGUCUGAUCCGGAUCCUAUCCUCCAACGUCGUAUGCAAUUAGUUGUCGACACUCUUGAAUCGGCAAUGACGAAGGGCCUUGUGCAGAGGAGAUAUACCCAGGAAGUCCAGCAGCUACUUCAAACAGUAAAGGAUAGAAUAUUGGGAGAACAUCACCAGCGCCGCAGCCAAACCAACCCAAAACACCACGACAUCUCGACGUCUCGACAACAACAAGAGCGCCAUGGUGUCUGCAAGAGAAUGGACUCCACCAACGAGACUGGUUUGAGCAAGGUUACUGUGGCAUGCACAGAUCCCUCGGGACUCUUUCCAGACGUCCAAGCCAUCCUCUCGCAGCGAUUGCCAUUGAGAAACCUGCACUGGAAAUCCCCCACUCGUCCGGCUCGCUCUAUUGAUUCGCUGAAUAUCGACCUCGUCGCUUCCCCACCCGCAGAUGAAAACAGAUCAUCCAAUGAUUCCUCCGGUACAGCUGCAACGGCAGCGCCUCUUCGGCGACACCAAAUUCCGGGCUUGCGGCAAACCCCCUAUCUGAAAAUAUACCUUUUGAAAUGUGAUGACAAUGAGGUCUACAAGGCGUCGUCACGGAAACUAUUGAGGGACUGGAUCAAGGCACACUCGGCAUCGCAACUGACAAGUGGUGGUGGCCAGGAUAAUCACGAUGCCUGCGAAUGGUUGAUACUGCAUGUCUUGCAGGAUGGGGGCGUCGCAGAAAAGACAGCAUCGAAAUGGCCUGGCCGAGGAUCUACUUCGGUGCUGGAGAAGGUCAAGGCGGAUUUCAACGGAUCGUCCAAGACUGCCGUCGACCGGGUAGCGCAGAUACGCCUUCCGAAACAUGGCGGCAAGCCACAGAACCAUGAAGAAUUGGUGGAUCAGCUCAAUGACCUAGUGGAUAAGAUUAAGCAGGCAAUUUUGACGUCCUUUGAUUUGCGAGUUGCGCAGUAUGAAGAAGAUAUUCGGGAGAAGGAUUCCCAACGAAGCUUACCUGGGUGGAAUUUCUGCACGUUUUUCAUACUCAAGGAAGGUUUAGCGAGGGGCUUUGAGAAUGUUGGCUUGUUAGAGGAUGCUCUCAUUGGAUACGAUGAGCUUGCAGCCGGCUUAGAAAGCGCCGUGACUGACUAUCUAUCUGGGACCGGGGACCAGUAUGGAGACAGCUUUCUCGAUUACAGUUCUGACAACAAAGAGAAAGUAUCAGCUGCAAUUAAAGCCUCUAGAGAGAGGCAAAAUGAUGAGAAUGAAGACAUCAGUAGGGAUGACACGGAAAUCUCGCUCGACCUUGAUGAAGAGUAUUUCCCUCUCGACGCUACCAAGAAGCCAUACAGAGAUAUGAUCUUGGCAAAUAAUAUCUCUGUCUUUGAUUUUCGCGCCUACGUCUUUUCACGGCAGGUGAACCUACUACUUAAAGCCGCCAAAGCACCGUUCCUACUGCAACAAGGCAAACAGGAUCCAGGUCUGAGUGCCAAAUCAGAGGAUCUUACACUACUGGCUGAAGUCUGCGAUAGAGCAAUGGAAUUCAUCAGCAUGGCUGCUAGAACUCUUCGGUAUGAUAUCGAACGCGCGUUUUCGGAAGUCACAGAGGAAAUCAGCAGCGCAAAAAAGACGGCUAUUCAAAAUGACUUGGUUUCUUCAUGGACAUAUGCAGCAGCCUGUCAAAUACUAUCUCAAACAGUUACACCUUCCCUCGCUCUACCGGAGUCACCAUUGCGAACAACUGGAGGCUCGACAGCGGCAGCUGACGCCAGAUCUAAUGUCCCAAAACGAUCCAGCUCGUUAAUGACAAGUUCUUUUGCUGCUGCUAGCACCAAGCAGCCGUUGCCAAACAUAACGGGCAUCGAAGAUCUCGCUUCUGGCCGAGGCGAGCUAUAUCAGUUAGGCCGAGGAGUCCUCGAAGAGAUGGGCAGGCGUCGAGGUUGGGCCCAUAAAUGGAGCGAUCUCGAGCUACUCUUUGGCGAUUCCAGUUCCGCCGGAGAAGAUAUGGACGAAGUUUCACUUGAUGACGAUCAACCAAGCGAAGAAGAAGAAAUUAGUCGAGACUCGACUCCAGUCUUCUAUGACACUGAUCUCUACUUGCCCGGAUUGCGAAAUGCAUUCUCGUCAAGAAACAAAUUCCACCUUCAUUUUGAGGUAUUCACAGAUCAAAUGUUCCGUCAUUACCUUGCAGCCAACCAAGUCAGGUUCGCCAAGGCCGCAAUGACAGAUAUCGCUGUACUCAGAUUUCGGCAGAAGGACUUUAAAAGCGCGUCUUUUUUCUUCCGGCAGAUAGCUCCGUUUUACGAAAGUAGUCAUUGGACACCGCUUGAAGGCGCGAUUCUGGAGCUGUAUGCUCGGUGUCUGAAGGAGCUCGACAGGAAGGAUGAAUAUGUGCGCACUUUGCUAAGAUUGUUGUCACAGUAUGCGUCAUAUACUCAAUCCUAUCUUUCUCCUAGCCAGAAAGCAUCUGUUGCUGCAUCUGAUACAAGCGUUGAAAGCAACGUGAGCCCUUACAUUGAAGAAUUGUUACAAGCUUCAAAGGAUCUAGCAAAGGAAAUUAAUGUCCCUCUGUCCAGCUUCUUCGGGGGCAUUGUAAUUGAGCCUGAGAUCAAGCAUUACGAGGAUAAAGAUGGAUUCCAGAUGCACAUUAAAUUACGAUUCUUAUUGGGUAAGGACCUUAUAGCAGAGUCCAUCAAAGUCAGAUUAGUCGGCGCGACGGGGACUCUUUCAAACGAUAUUUGGCUAGAGAACACCGGGGAAACUGUCAUCAAAUCAAGGACUUCGAGGUUGUCGAUUGAUUCCGCGACAACUCUACAAGGGAAGUUUUUCGUUGAUCGAAUAGAGAUCCGUUUUCAGAACUUGGUCUUCACACAUGCUAGUGGAAAUGGUGGUAACAGUAGUGGCUCUUUGAGUCUUCCCAGUCUCAAAGAACUAGAAUCCGCGGAGGAAGAAGAAACCAGACCAUGCAUAUGGUGCUAUCCAUCAGCACAUGGUCUUGAUGCGAGACUUGCAGCUCCGCAUCGAAUCAACUUGGAGGAAUUGCGAACACUCGAGAUUGAGCUAGACAGCGGACGAAACAAUGUUUCAAAAGGUCUGCUCCGGAUCCGGCCAGCAACCGCCGGGCUUCGACUACGCACUUCAGAGAUUACUGUAAUUGCUGGAGAUAUUGAAAUGACACCGAAUCCGGAAUCCGGAUGUAUCGAGUUUGUCGACCUUGCGCGAGACACGUCAAUACGAUUCCGUGUUCCUUACACUGUCGAUGAAAAUCAUACCACGCUGUCUGCGAGGCUAGAAGUCGCGUAUGAGACGGGUGCUGGUCGGUUUACAUAUAUUUCUACCAGUUCGUUCAUAUCGACAUUACCCAUUAGUGUCAACGUGCAGGAUAUUUUCAGAGAUGAUGUCCUGCUCUCACGGUUUACCGUGAGCCCGGCAACGCUAGUUCCGCUUCGAAUUCUCGGCUGUGAUAUCCCUGAAUCAGAGACAUACAAGGUUGAAAGUGGCGUGAAGGGGCCUCUAGCUUUCGACGUGUUUCCGAAACAGCCAGCUUCGAUAAUGUACAAAAUCAGACAGAAAGUAAACCAAUCAGCAGCAGCCACUUCAUCGGCAAACUCGACGGCAAAGCAACAUUCUCUACGACUGACCGUGUGGUAUACAUGCAUCGAUGAUGAGUGUCUGUUCCUGGUCAAGCAGAAAUUCAGCGAAGCUCUCGCACAAAGCAAAUACAAGUCUUUGACAAGACUAUUAACGCCCCAUAUUGUAGAGGCCUUUCGAGGACAAUUGUCAGCGUCAGUUAUGGAAAGUAUAAGUCUAAUACGAGAAGUGGAAAUGCUACCAUAUGAUGAUGUACAUUGGGACACAGUACUGAAGGGUUUACAAGAGCCACUCGGCCAGGAGGUCCAAACCUGGCUCAGAGGGUGGCAUCAGGAAAACCCCAUACUACCUUUGGUAGAGGAUAAUGAAUCCCUGCUUGCUCGCCACAUCGUCAUCUCAGUUGAAGUUCCUGAAAUCCAGGUAGUCCACACCGCGGAGCUGCGCCUCUUUACUGAUUCCGAAGCUACGACGACAAUAACACCCCACGCAGCCGUAGGACACAUGGUACCGGCAGAACUCACACUGCGACAUACACGUAGAUGGUGUUCUCAGCAGAGCGAAAAACAAGAUUCUUUUGAGCACCUCGAAUUCUCGUACGAAAUGCACGUCAAUCAAGACCUCUGGCUUCUCGGAGGACGGCGAAGAGGCCAUUUUACAGCGCAAGAAGGCGAAGUCAAGAAAUUCGCUGUUAUGCUUUUGCCGCAGAAAUCGGGACAUUUGCUACUACCAACUAUUGAAAUCAAGACCUUUGUCGUGGGUGGGACUACCCCAGCUACAGCUUCCGCUACGAAUACCCCUACCCCAACUCCGACUACGAACAAUAUGCCAUCCAUCAUCGCUGUUAGCCCGGCUGCGACGACGGCGCCGUGGACACAGCAGCGACGUCAAAUACCCAAUGAGGUGGAUUAUAAGAAUCAUGGCGAGACGUUGCUAGUGCUGCCGGACCUGCGAAAGACGACUGUGAGCUUGGAGUCGGGGAAUCCGGGGCUGAUUGAGUCGGAGGCUCGAAUUGCGGCGUAG
Messenger RNA from Talaromyces atroroseus, 6021 nucleotides. RefSeq lists its product as hypothetical. The transcript is spliced from 10 exons. NCBI's taxonomy places the organism in Eukaryota, Fungi, Ascomycota, Eurotiomycetes, Eurotiales, Trichocomaceae. Gene Ontology annotation, molecular function: DNA-binding transcription factor activity, RNA polymerase II-specific; zinc ion binding. The record is from RefSeq and is a predicted model, not a curated record. Bases 1 to 6021 code for a protein of 2006 amino acids. Gene Ontology annotation, biological process: intra-Golgi vesicle-mediated transport; regulation of DNA-templated transcription; early endosome to Golgi transport. Gene Ontology annotation, cellular component: TRAPPII protein complex.